Molecule: messenger RNA, 1673 nt
Organism: Centruroides sculpturatus (bark scorpion)
Lineage: Eukaryota; Metazoa; Arthropoda; Arachnida; Scorpiones; Buthidae
Product: WASH complex subunit 1-like
Exons: 7
Coding region: 124-1572 (482 amino acids)
Biological process (GO): retrograde transport, endosome to Golgi; Arp2/3 complex-mediated actin nucleation; exocytosis
Cellular component (GO): recycling endosome; early endosome; WASH complex
Molecular function (GO): actin binding; gamma-tubulin binding; alpha-tubulin binding
Source: RefSeq, a predicted model, not a curated record
UGUGUUAAAGGGGUGUGUAGGGAUUUAUUUAUAAGGAAGGUUUGUUUACUGUUUUAAAAUCGUGUAAUUGACUAAUUUUUUACGAAAAUGAUUUUUUAAUGGAAUGCAUAAUAAAAAGAAAACAUGAAGCCACAAGUAUAUACUGUUCCUCUUAUUCCACCUGAUUUGAGAAGAGAAGAAACAAUUCUUCAUAUUGCAGACUCUCUAAAUUAUUUGCAAAAAGUGACAAAUGAUGUUUUUUCACGUAUAGGGAAUAAAGUAGAAGAGUUUAGAAAAAGACUAAAUACAUUAAAUGAUAGAACUUCUGUUGCUCAAGCAAAAAUAAAUAAAAUAAGGGGUAGCAGCAAAGCUAUAAAAGUAUUUUCCAAUUAUAAAUAUCCAGCACCAGAUGAAUUAGAAGAAUAUAAAACAUUUUUUUCUAAUAUCGAUGAAUCAUGCAGACAUAUUUCAUGGUCAAACAUUGAUGUGAGAUCAAAACAUGAAACUCCUGAUGAGAAAACAACAAGAGAAAAAUCUCAAUUUUAUAAUGUUCGUAUGGAAGAACAAAAAGAGAAAGAAAGAUUUGAAGAAGGUCUUGGUCGAUUACCACGUCACCUUGAAUCUAUUUCGACUCUUCUGCUUUUUAAUAUGCCAGAAAAUCCAUAUAAGAAAUAUGUUAUGUUAGAUCCAUUGGGGGUGGUUACAAAAGUGAGAAAAAGUGUAGAAGAACAAGAAGAAAAAAUUGGAUUAGCACCAAUUACAAUCACUCAAAGGGAUCAACUUGAAAAAUCUGAAAAAGAAAGUUAUAAUUAUAAUCCUGGAAUGGGUGUGGUUCCUGAAAUGGAUGUUCCUCUUGCUUUACCAGAUUUACCAGGUGUAGCAGAUGAUGUACAUUAUAGUGCUGAUUUAGGACCAUCAAUUGCACCUUCUUUACCUCUUCCUGAUUUACCAACUAUUGUGCCAGAAAGUCCCUUGGAAUCGCAUCAUCCACCUCCACCUCUACCACUUGGUUCUUUUGAAACAUCAUCAGUAACCAAACAGUUGGCACCCCCACCCCCACCACCACCACCUCCGCCAGCUCCUCCGGAUGCAUCAGUCCCAGUGGGGCCACCUUCUGCAGGACUGCCGCCGCCACCACCACCUCCUCCUCCACCUCCACCUCCACCUGCUCCAACAGAAGCUACAGAAAAUGAUAAUUUAUCACAAGGCCCUCAAGAAUCGAAACAACUUGUCAAUGGGGUUCCAGAGGCAGUGAAGAAUCCUGGAGAUGCAAGAGCAAAUCUCUUGGAAUCCAUACGUCAAGCAGGUGGAAAAACAAAGUUAAAAAGUGUCAAAGAAAGAAAAAUCGAAGUAAAGAAAAAGAAACAGGAAGAAAAAGCUGGUGCAAGUUCAGGUGAUUUAAUGGUUGAUUUAUUCAAUAAAUUACAAAUGAGAAGAAAAGGAAUAUCUGGCCGUACAAACAGUGUGAAUGAAGGUGGCCAAGAUCAGGCAGCACCUCCAGCUACCAGUCCCAUGGAGAGAGUACUAAAUAUGAUACCACCUCCAUCUAAUACGGCAGAAUCUACGUACACAGAUGACGAUGAAUGGGAUUAACAAAUGUACACAACUUCAGAGUUUGUAUUAUAUAUAUAUAUAAUUUGAAUGAUAAGCACAUCUAGAGUUUUUGAUAAUAUUAAAAGAAAUGUUGAUGUAAA